AUGUCGUUACCUCACCCUCACCGCCCGACCCGCGAAGACUUUUUGAAUGUCUCAACGGGAUUUUGGCAGCGCCUGCGUAUCCGCUUCAAAUGGUUUACAAUCAAGUCCUUUCGGAAAUUCAAUGCGGACGACAUGUCUGCGUUUAUUACGUGGUUUCUGAUGAGCCAGACGUUGUGGAUUCUUGUUGGAACAACGACUUUUUUCUCUGUGAUCUUCGCGACUGCCAACAGCUUACGACUUCAACGUUAUAUAGCAAGUGGUAUCAGCGAUUAUCUCACAUCAGAAACAGGCGUCACCAUCAUUUUCGAGUCCGCCAUCGUACCUAAAUGGAAAGACUCACGUAUAUCCUUCAAGAACGUCUACGUCUCACGUAGACCGCCCGACUCACCCGCGCUGGUACAGCCACGCACGAAAAUUGGACACAUGGCUGCCGACGAGGAUGAGGGGGAACGACCUGCGCGAGACUUGGCAGAAGAGGAUUAUAACAUGACGAUGUUUGAUCUCAACAUUGACUCCGUCGAUGUUACUUUGUCUCUGAAGCGGUGGUUGGACGGCAAGGGUCUGGUGGAAGAUGCUGUUGUGAGAGGUGUACGUGGCGUUAUUGACCGUCGUAGUGUUUUUUGGGACCCCGACAACCCACUUGACCCCGCGCUAUUCCGACAUUCAGCCCAGCCAGGCGACUUUGAACUCGAGCAACUGCAGCUUGAAGACGUCCUCGUUACUGUAUAUCAACCUGGCGACUUUCGACCGUAUACCGCAUCUAUCUUUCGUGCAGACAUGCAAACGUUCCGAAAACGGUGGAUGUUUUACGACUUCUUGUGUGCCGAGAACGUGGUUGGACAGUUUGAUAACUGCUUGUUCAGUCUGCACAGACCGCAGAGCAUAGGGCGGACAACUGAAAAAGAUCUGAAAGAUGGUGAUUGGGCUAUGAUGUCUCGCAUUCGGAUCGACGGAGUCAACGUUGAUCAUCUGCAAAACUCCACCACGAUGGAAGGCCCUAUAUCAUGGAUCACUUCCGGAAAAGUCGAUGCUGUCCUCGACAUCAAGUUUCCCCGCGACCCACACAGCAAGUUCCCCUUCAAUGCCAUCCUGGGAGAGAUAGCCGACGCCAUCACAACCUCGCUCUCUCCCGAACCCAACCCCGAGCUCCAACGCAUUCCGGGACAAAGGGAGUUGGCUAAACCUGCACUCUCUGUUCCGGAAGAGACCGUCGAGUCGCCUGCAGACGAGAAAUUAAAAGUGGUAAUUGAUAUUGACUUGCGGUUUAGGGAUCUGAAAGCUGCUGUUCCCAUUUUCACCUCCGAUUUGUCUUAUGUGAAUAAUGCGUUUAUACGGCCAAUCGUUGCUUUCAUGAACGCGAAUCGGACUUUGGUGCCAAUUCACUGCAGGGUGGUCAAGGAUCUGAGUGACUUUGACGGCGCGUGGACUGUGACUGGCCUGAUGGACGAAAUUUCAUUCAAAACUUAUGAAGCACUCGCGUAUCACGUAUCUCAAUCAGCCAUGAAUCGACAACGCAUGAGGACAGUGAGCCUGUGGAGUCUACAAAUGACGGCUAGCGCGGCGUUAUCUGCGCUUCGCAACGUGGUGGACCCAUUUUCUGCGCAUCUGAAGGAGGUUUAUUUGAAGAGUCAUCCUAUGCGGGGGCUCUACGAAACCAUUCCCAUGGGACCCGACGUCAACCUUUGA
Molecule: messenger RNA, 1686 nt
Organism: Laccaria bicolor S238N-H82
Lineage: Eukaryota; Fungi; Basidiomycota; Agaricomycetes; Agaricales; Hydnangiaceae
Exons: 9
Coding region: 1-1686 (561 amino acids)
Biological process (GO): mitochondrion inheritance
Cellular component (GO): mitochondrial inner membrane
Source: RefSeq, a predicted model, not a curated record